AUGGAUGAUCAAAAUGUACCAUUGAAGAUCCAGUAUCUGAAACUCAAGCGUAUCAAAGAACUCAAUCAAAGAUUGAAACAAGAACUGGCGCGCGAACGGAUUACCGCUUCCAACGCGUGCUUAUCAAUUAUAGAUUAUGCCACUUCCCACACAGACUACACAUUGCCAGAAAUAUGGGGGUAUCCUGCGCCUGGAUCCAACCCCCACACGAUGCAUGGCUCUAGUUCAAAUAGACGAGCUCAAGUAAGAGGGAGUGGAGCUGACGGCAUCUGCUGUAUAAUUAUGUGA
Messenger RNA from Lachancea dasiensis, 288 nucleotides. The record is from the annotation of a GenBank genome assembly. NCBI's taxonomy places the organism in Eukaryota, Fungi, Ascomycota, Saccharomycetes, Saccharomycetales, Saccharomycetaceae.